AUGGCUAGUAGUUCGGCAUCAAAAAGUACUCCGUGUGAUUCUGGGAUAUCCACGGAGGCCGAGAAUGAUUCUCAAGUAUUUAAAAGAAAGUCGGAUGACAUAGGUUGGAACUAUGGUGUUCUAGCCGAUCCAUAUAACAAAGAUAGGGUGAAAUGCUUGUUAUGUGUUAAAGUUAUGUCGGGUGGUAUACGUAGAUUGAAAGAGCAUAUUGCUCAAAUUUCCGGGAAUGUUGUUUCAUGUAGAAAAGCAACACAAGAAGAUCAAGCUAAAUGUAGAAAUGCCAUUAAUGAGUCCAAAGCCAAGAAGAUGAAGACAAAAGAACUUCAAGAAGAGUUGCUAUCUUCGGUUAACAUUAAAGGGUUGAAUAUUGAGUCCUCUCAACAAUGCAAAAAAGCAAAAGAAUCUCACUCUCUUGGCCCAAUGGAUAGAUUUGCUACAACAAUCAACCCGGAAGCAUCAUUGAACGUGGCAAAGAUGAUGCGAGAACAAAACAUUAAUGAUGCUAUUUGGAAAGAACGGUCCAACUUGGUGAAAGAUUAUUUUGUCGAUUGGGCUUAUGAAGCGGGCAUAUCUUUCAAUGCACUUGAACUUGAUAGCUUUCUGCUCUUUACCAAAGUGCUCGAUCAAUUUGGGCCGAGGUGGAAGCCUCUUAGUUCAUAUGAGAUGAGAGAGCCAUUGUUGAAGAAAGCAGUUGAGAGAACAAAACUCAAGGUGAAGCCCCAUGAAGAUGAAUGGAAGAAGAGUGGUUGCUCGAUUAUGACGGAUGCUUAG
Messenger RNA from Striga hermonthica, 771 nucleotides. The record is from the annotation of a GenBank genome assembly. NCBI's taxonomy places the organism in Eukaryota, Viridiplantae, Streptophyta, Magnoliopsida, Lamiales, Orobanchaceae.